Molecule: messenger RNA, 874 nt
Organism: Rubroshorea leprosula
Lineage: Eukaryota; Viridiplantae; Streptophyta; Magnoliopsida; Malvales; Dipterocarpaceae
Source: the annotation of a GenBank genome assembly
CUGGUUGGAUUAUAGUCAAUACCAAGUCCUAACUCCGUUCGGACUCCGGAGACUACAGAAGUCAUCGGGGACCGAAGGCUCUAAUGGCGAGCUCGAUUGUGCCAUAUCCCUCCUCGCCACCGUCAGCUUCUUCCGGCCCCGAUUCCGGAACCUCCCUUCCUAAGCCUGCCGCCCCAUCUCCGCCUCUCCAGGUAACUCUCUCCUUUACCUAUGCACACAGCAUGUAAUGUAGAUAGGUGUACUUUUUUUGCUAGUGUGGAUUUUGCUUCUCAUCUAUACCAGGUCGACGCUGUUGCAACCGGCAAUGGAGCUCUCAAUGCUGCUGAGCAAAAACCAGUAUCAGAUGACCAUUUUGCGAUUCUUGAUCACCCAGAAACUAUGGAGAAAUAUAAGAAAUAUGAAGCUGAGUAUACUGGUAGACUAAUGGCAAAGUACUUCUCUAAGAAGAAUAUUUAUGGAGGUGACAUUUAUGAUGAGAAAACAACAAUUAAUAACGAGACUAUAUUGUCAAGCAGGUGGCCUUUCACUCAAUCAUUUGCAAAUCCAAUGCAUGCUUUUGAGGAGCAAUGCAGCGGUGGUGGUUCAACUUCUGGAGAAGAAACCCUGGUUGAUAUCUCAGACAAUAAGCUCCCUCCAAAACAGAAUGAUUGAUAAUAGCAUAUUUCUUUCUUUCUUUCUAAUAUGAUGCUGUAUAUAAAUAAAAGUGGUUAUUGUGGAGAAACAGGUGAUAAGAAGUAAUUUACCUGACAUGUUCUCUUAUUUACUGUCCCGUGGCAAGAAGUAGCUUUAGUUUUAGUGCUUGUGUACCAACGAUGUCAACAAUGACAAUGAUAGAACAAAUUUUUGUGUCAAAGAAUACAUUUUGAAAUCUAAG